AUGUUUGAGAAGACGCAUCAAAGCUAUGGAGUCAAUGAGGUUCUGCUAGCUUCUGUCCUUGGCUCUGUAGUGUUCUCUAUCGCUGCAGCACAGCCGUUGGUCAUAGUGGGCGUGACCGGACCUAUUACUGUAUUCAAUUAUACGGUAUACGAUAUCAUGGCCCCUCAAGGAACGAACUAUCUGGCUUUCAUGUUUUGGAUCGGGCUCUGGUCACUAAUAUUCCACUGGAUUCUCGCUAUUACAAACGCUUGCAACGGCCUGACAUAUGUGACACGCUUCUCAUGCGACAUCUUCGGCUUUUACGUUGCCUUCAUCUACCUCCAAAAAGGGAUACAAGUCCUCACUCGCCAAUGGGGCAUGGCAGGUGAAACAUCUGCCUAUCUCAGUAUCAUGGUAGCUCUACUCGUCUUGAUGUUCGGUUAUGUCUGCGGUGUGCUCGGUGAAAGUACUCUCUUUCAACGAUAUGUGCGCAAAUUCAUUGAGGAUUACGGCACGCCCUUAACAAUUAUCUUUUUCACGGGUUUCGUGCACAUCGGCCAUAUGAGAGAUGUCUCAGUUGAGACAUUACCAACGUCCAAGGCGUUUUUCCCAACGGCGGAUCGUAGUUGGCUUGUCAGUCUGUGGGAUAUAAGUGUUGGCGAAGUUUUUUUGGCGAUUCCAUUUGCCAUUCUAUUAACCAUCUUGUUUUACUUUGAUCACAACGUGUCGUCUCUCAUCGCACAAGGCACAGAGUUCCCUCUUCGCAAACCUGCUGGCUUCCAUUGGGAUCUUUUCCUUUUGGGGUUGACCACUGGUGUCGCCGGACUUCUCGGAAUCCCUUUCCCUAACGGUCUUAUUCCACAAGCUCCCUUCCAUACCCAAGCACUCUGCGUGACACAACAAGUCUCGGACGACGACGAGACGAACAAAGGCCGCCCUAUCCUCAUCACAGAUCACGUCGUAGAGCAGCGAGUCAGCAAUCUAGCACAAGGACUUCUUACCCUCGGCACAAUGACUGGUCCUCUUCUCGUUGUCUUACACCUUAUCCCACAAGGUGUCCUUGCAGGACUCUUCUUUAUCAUGGGCGUGCAAGCCUUACAAGGCAACGGCAUUACCCAGAAGCUCGUCUUCCUUGCCCAGGACCAUACAUUCACUCCUGGCUCCAACCCCUUGAAACGCCUCGAACGCCGAAGCGCCAUUUGGGCCUUUGUAGGUUUGGAACUUGUCGGAUUCGGUGCGACAUUUGCAAUUACUCAGACUAUUGCGGCGAUUGGGUUUCCAGUUAUUAUCUUGUUCCUGAUACCCGUGCGAUCGUUCUUGUUACCAUUGUGGUUCAGGCCUGAGGAACUUGCAACGUUGGAUGCCCCGACUGCAAGUCCAUUCACCAUGGAAUCUGUGGGUGGGACUUAUGGACACGUUGAAUCUGACGAGAAUCCGGCUCAGGCAAGUGGGGGGAGAGUUGCAUCCAGUGUCGUCAAGGCCGAGUGCAAGGAAGAGGAGUACAACUAG
Messenger RNA from Talaromyces amestolkiae, 1488 nucleotides. RefSeq lists its product as uncharacterized. NCBI's taxonomy places the organism in Eukaryota, Fungi, Ascomycota, Eurotiomycetes, Eurotiales, Trichocomaceae. Gene Ontology annotation, cellular component: fungal-type vacuole; plasma membrane. The coding region runs from base 1 to 1488 and encodes 495 amino acids. The transcript has 5 exons. Gene Ontology annotation, molecular function: solute:inorganic anion antiporter activity; borate efflux transmembrane transporter activity. The record is from RefSeq and is a predicted model, not a curated record. Gene Ontology annotation, biological process: monoatomic ion homeostasis; transmembrane transport; monoatomic anion transport.